AUGCUCAUCAACAAGACCUUUCAUGAUAUCCCUACCAAGCUCCACCCAAACGGGAGGCCUAUACGUAUCUUUGUGAUAGCUCCAGUCAUUCCAGAUUACCCCGAUGCCAAGUUCCCUGGCCCUGUCGAACGAUUUGCAGGCCAGAUUGCAAGCCAAGGAUUCGUUGUCGCAUGCCCAUCUGUAUACCACGAGUUUGAAGGACCAGAGCCGAUCCCCUACGAUACUGAAGGCACGGACAGAGGAAACAACUACAAGAUUGAAAAAGAGCUCGCCGCCUACGACGAAGCGGCGUUCGACCCACGAGUUCUUGCGUCUGUCUGCUUCUUUGCAACAGAUAUCCACAGCGCUUCUCUAGGAAAAGGAAAGAACGACGACUCUUUAAUCAAAGUUCAAAAGGGUGACUUGAAAGGCAAGGGUGAACUAGUCAUGAUCUUUGGCAAACAGGACACCCAUGUUCCUCGCCAAGGAAGAGAUUUGAUCCGUAAAACCCUGGAAGAUGCGAAUGUACCGGUUUCAGUGAGUCUUUGA
Messenger RNA from Psilocybe cubensis, 528 nucleotides. RefSeq lists its product as uncharacterized. The transcript is spliced from 8 exons. Lineage: Eukaryota; Fungi; Basidiomycota; Agaricomycetes; Agaricales; Agrocybaceae. The coding region runs from base 1 to 528 and encodes 175 amino acids. The record is from RefSeq and is a predicted model, not a curated record.